AUGGCUGGUGCUGAUACUGUGUGACAAUGGGAGUCAUCGAGUUAAGCAUCAUCUGUACCGAGUGAACACCAAAAACACACUCGCCAAAGUGUCAGUAAACGGCAGCUUUUGCGAGUAACAGGAAAGAGUCGACAUCUGCUGUUCGACGAAGGACUGGCAGUGAUGGGAGCGUUCAGCCGCCAGAAGUUUUUCCAGGAGCUGGCUCAUGGCUGCCUGUUGCCGACAGCCCAGCAGGGCCUGGAGCAGGUGUGGCAGCUGCUGCUCAUCUGCCUGCUGUGUCGCCUUCUCUGGAUGUUAGCCUCCCCCUCUAUUGUGAAGCACCUAGCCACGGUGGUGGGAGGUUUCUAUGUCCUUUACCUGUUUUUUGAGCUGCACAUGAUCUGGGUGGUCCUCCUCAGCCUCCUCUGCUACCUCUUCCUAUUCCUGUGUCGCCACUCGACCAUGCGAGGCACAUUUCUUUCCAUCACUGUGCUCAUUUACCUGCUGCUGGGAGAACUGCACAUGAUGGACACCACCAACUGGCACAAGAUGAGAGGUUCACAGAUGGUGGUGGCCAUGAAAGCCAUCUCUCUGGCCUUCGAUCUGGACAGAGGUGUUGUCGCCAGCGUACCCUCGCCUAUUGAAUUCAUGGGAUACAUUUACUUUGUCGGAACAGUCAUCUUCGGGCCGUGGAUCAGCUUCAACAGCUACAAAGACGCUGUGGAUGGGCAUAGGAUUAGUUUAUCCUGGUUAUUCAAAGUGUCUUUUAGCUGGGUUAAAAGUCAGAUCUGCCUCGUUCUUUCCAAUUGCGUGGCACCCUACCUCUUUCCCUAUUUCAUUCCUGUCUACGGAGAAAAGCUAUUGAGAAGCAAAAAGAGGAGGAAAAUCAGGGAUACUCUGGCAAAGUGGUUACUGGCUUAUGAAAACACAAUGUCUUUCCACUUGAGCAACUAUUUUGUUGCUUACUUGAGCGAGACCACAGCCACUCUGGCUGGGGCGGGCUUCACCGAGGAGAAAGACAACCUCAAAUGGGAUCUGACGGUGUCAAAGCCACUGAAGGUUGAGUUUCCCCGCUCAAUGGUAGAAGUGGUCACAUCAUGGAAUCUGCCAGUGUCACGCUUUCUGCACACCUAUGUAUUUCAGAGUGCUCUCAAAUUUGGGACUUUCUCUGCCAUCAUGGUGACAUAUGCAGCCAGCGCCCUUCUGCAUGGUCUGAGCUUUCAUCUGGGGGCUGUGCUGAUGUCUCUGGGCUUCAUCACCUACAUUGAGCACGUGCUGCGGAAGAGACUAGCAGCCAUUUUUAACGCCUGUAUCCUGUCCAAGAAAUGUCAGCCCAACUGCAGCCACCAGAACAAAAAGGCACUAUGGGUGUACAUGAUCAACAUAGCAUUCAGUGCUCUGGCAAUACUCCAUCUGACAUACCUGGGUUCCGUGUUCAAUUCUAGUGUGGACUACAUGGAGGAGGAUGAGGAUGACGUAACCCACCAUACCAUUCAGAAGUGGUCAGAUCUGAGCUGGACAAGCCACUGGGUCACCUUUGGCUGCUGGAUAUUGUACCGCCUCAUUCUUUAAAACUGCGAGAGAGCAAAAGAAGCAAUAAUGUGAAUUCUAUCCUCUGUGACUGUAAAUUGCAUCAGGCUGAGGAGAACAACUCAAUAUGCAGGUUAAUGUCAUCCUGACCUGCGAGGGACUCCUUUUGAUAUCCACGCCACUUUCUUUCCUCUUUGUGUCUGGAUGGCAUCCUCUUUUUUUUUUUUUUCCCAAUGUGAGCCACUGCAGUCGUCAAGCUCUCGUGUUGUGACAGCAGUUUCAGAUGUCUCCCUGCGAGUCACAAUCAAUACCUAUCAGCAUGGUGGAUUUCCGGGGAUUGAGCCGUUAUCUUGCCCUCUGAGACAAGUGCGCCUGAUGCCCCUGCCCUACGUGCAUUCCCUUCACCUCAAAUGUUUAAUAAUGUUCUAUUUGUCUUGUUUACAGUAAAUAAGGAUUUUACUGAAAUUGCACAAUGUUCGUAGGUUGAGUGCUUCCCAUAGAGAGAGCAGUGGCCAUCUUCAAGUGUUUUCAGCACCACUCUCUCCAAAUUGACAGUGAGUUUACAUUAGUAUGAAAUGAGCACAGAUUACAGUCAAGUAUUUAUUGUGUACUGUAUCUCUAAAUUAUUUUCAUACGAUAUUAGUUGAAAAAGUGGUUUCUCAAAGCCCAAGAUGACACCCUGAAAUUAAUUAUUACAGAGUAUUAAACCAAACCGUUGGCAGUUCAUUUGAAGGUUGAUAUUAAAUUAACUGAUUCAUCAGCUGGAGUUAGAAGUUUGUAAUCUUUUAGUCAUUUUUAGAUUUAGAAAGUCAAUCAGGAAAUGCAUUUGUUGUAGGCAUUGUGCAUUGUAGAGUAGACAAUAAUGUUUAAACCCUGAUUUGAUUCAUAUGUAGUAGUUCAUUUUAUGCUUUAUUAUACAGCCUGUCAUGUUGUGAAUUUAUCCUCGCCACAUACUGUAUGCUAAUGACUCUGCACUACAAGUGAAGAGGUGACAUGACCUGUUUUGUCAGAGUGGGUUUAACAUACUCUCUGUAUUUGUGACGUCAACGGAUUUGCAUCCUGACGAGCGUACAAAGUGUUAGAUUAGAGUCUGAAUGUUCAGUCUCUGCACAACCAAAACCUAUUCAAGUAUUUUCAAUAUGAAUAUUUUUCUUGUAAAUGUGAAUUCACUGGCACACCUGUGAUCAUUGUUUUAUAAAAUUUUACAUGAAACCUGAUUUGCUAUGUUCUUUUAAAUGCAUUCAUUUAUACAGAUCUGUAUCACAUGAAACAGUAGUCACACACACACACACACACACACGCAAGACUGAUGUAAGAAAUAGUUGUUUAUUUGAAUAAUUAUUUACAAGAAAAAUGGAAGGACUGUUAAAUAGUCAAUUGAAUUGGGAAAGGGUGACAAACUGCAGCCUUGCUCCAAGCAGUGGUCCAUUUUUUUCCAGGAGUGUGAGCAUCCAGUAUGUUGGGUGGAUAGUUCGGGGAACAGUUAAAGGUAUAGGGACAGCUGGCGGUGAACGGAGAUCAGUUUAAUUUUCCAUUUCUGUCAGAGGUGAGCAGAUGUGUUGGAAGACCACCCAACAACCUAGUCGGCAGGUUCAGGGGAGCGGAGGAAAGCUUGGCUCAGCCCUGUCUGCCCCGAGGACCCCCGUGUUUGCGACGGCAGGAACCCAACAGCGUCUCCAAAGCCAUCUUCACAAACGCC
Messenger RNA from Dunckerocampus dactyliophorus (ringed pipefish), 3208 nucleotides. RefSeq names its product protein-serine O-palmitoleoyltransferase porcupine-like. Gene Ontology annotation, molecular function: Wnt-protein binding; palmitoleoyltransferase activity. The transcript is spliced from 15 exons. Gene Ontology annotation, cellular component: membrane; endoplasmic reticulum. The record is from RefSeq and is a predicted model, not a curated record. Bases 163 to 1551 code for a protein of 462 amino acids. Lineage: Eukaryota; Metazoa; Chordata; Actinopteri; Syngnathiformes; Syngnathidae. Gene Ontology annotation, biological process: canonical Wnt signaling pathway; Wnt protein secretion; lipid modification.